GAAACAUAAAUAGACGACAACCUCAUGUCUUCGACCUCGCCUCGCUCCUUCCACUAAAGUCUUCCCUUUGCGUCUUCUUCUUCUUCUUCUCCUUCCACCAGAGAGACAGAGAGCCAAGAAAAGAAAGGGGUCGAAGGAUACCAAGAAUGGCUGGCUUGGACUAGGAAUCGAGCCGACAUGGGAAGUAGUAAGCAGCGAUGGAAGCUGUCCUUCCGCCGGUCGGUGGCCACCUCGCCGUCGACCUCCGCAUCGACUUCGCCCGCGCCCUCCUUCACGGCGGAGAUGCCGGUGGAGUUCCUCUGCCCCAUCUCCCGCUCCAUCAUGGCUGAUCCCGUCAUCAUCCACUCCGGCCACACCUUCGAGCGCAGCUGCAUCCAGGCCUGUCUCGACCUCGCCUUUCCUCCACCAGGCCUUCCCCUUGAUCUCCACCUCCCCUUCUCCUCGCCGGAGGCUGCGCCGCCCCUCCUCCUCAUCUCCAACGCCGCCCUCAAGGCCGCCAUCGUCGCCUGGUGCUCCCGCUGCGGCCUCCCCCCUCCCCUUCCCAUCCCCCCGGAAGCCGCCGUGGCCAUUGUCCGCCGCCUCAUGCCCCAAGAUCAACCUCUCCCUCCCUCUGCUGCUGCCUCUGUCGCCACCGGCUCGGCAGCGGUGCUCGCUGGUGGUGGAAAAGACGGAAAAGAUGAAGUCUGCAAUGGAGGUAAAGAAAAAGGUAUGGAAUUGCGAGCUUCCGAGUUCGUUGAUGGCGGAAAGGAUGCGAAAGAUGGCAUCUUGCCAUCGGUGUUGGAGGAGUCGAAGCAGACGAUGAACCCCACCACUUCUCCCCCUCUCUCCGAGCGACAACGAGGGAAGAACAAAUCCUCAAGCUUUUCGUCGGCGUCUACUCCGUCGUCAGCCUCUUAUCACUCGUCAUCUUCCUAUUCUUCUUCUGAGAUCGUGGUCGUCGACGAAAGAUUAGGUCGAGAGCAAGCUCCAAGAUUCACCAAUUCGCCCUCGCGGAGGACGACCGAUGCGAUGGAAGAGGUGUUGACCAAGUUGACGGAUUUGGAUGAGGGGGACCAAGAAUCCGCCGCGGCAGCCCUCCGACAGGCCACGAGGGAGAGCUGCGACCGGCGCGUCGCCCUCUGCACCCCGCAACUCCUCGGCGCUCUCCGGCCUAUGCUCCUCUCGUCCUGCGCUGCCGUCCAAAUCAACACUGCCGCGGCGUUGGCGAACCUUUCGCUGGAGCCGGUGAAUAAAGUUAGGAUCUUGAGGUCGGGGAUAGUGCCGGCGAUCGUGGAGGUGCUCCGGAGGGGCCAUUCGGAGGCCCGCGACCACGCAGCCGGCGCUUUGUUCGGCCUCGCCCUCCAGGACGAGAAUCGCACCACGAUGGGCGUCUUGGGCGCCAUCCCGCCGCUCCUUAACCUAUUCGCCCGACACUCCGCCGACGGCCCCCGCGCCCGUCGCGACGCAGGGAUGGCGCUCUACCACCUCUCCCUCGCCGCCGCCAACCGGACCAAGAUCGCGCGCGCCCCGGGAGCAGUCCACGCGCUGCUCGCGGUCGCGAGGGAGAGGGAGGAAGAGGCGGCCACUCUGGGGCAGGGCACGAAGCCAGCGAGGAUAGCGUUGAUGGUGAUCCAUAACCUGGCCAGCUGCAACGAGGGGCGCGCAGCGCUGAUGGACGCCGGCGCAGUGGCGGCACUGGUGGCGCUCAUGAGGGGGCCGCCGCUGGAGGCAGCGGAGGAGGAGCACUGCGUGGCGGUGCUAUACUGGAUGAGCCAAGGGAGCCUACGGUUCCGGGGCCUGGCGAAGGCGGCGGGAGCGGAGCAGGAGCUGACGAGGGUGGCGACGGAGGGCGGCGGAAGAGGGCCCCGGGGGGAGAUGGCAAGGAGGGCACUGAGGGCGAUCCAAGGGGAGGAAGGCGACAAUGAGGCCGCGGCCUCCCUGGGGUUCGAUCUGGGGGACGACGUCAGUAGCGCCCUCUCGGACGGGCUGAUGUCGCUUCGGCCGCGACGCAACGUUUUCGAUAACAGGCCGGCCGGGAUCAACUCAGCCAAGUUCUGAGUCAACUCGGCCGAGUGCGUUAGAGUUUGCCUCGCCUUUCAUCUCUCUCUUACCGAGCGAGGGAUGGUGUGAGCUCGUUGAGUAGGGAGUCUGUGGAAGAAUGGAAGCUUGUACGUCUUUGUUUGUAAGCUCUUCCGUAACUAUUUGGGAACGGCCAUGUGGACACGGCUUGGUGGGAUUCGG
Musa acuminata subsp. malaccensis (wild Malaysian banana) is the source of this 2220-nucleotide messenger RNA. Its product is annotated as U-box domain-containing protein 41. The record is from RefSeq and is a predicted model, not a curated record. Lineage: Eukaryota; Viridiplantae; Streptophyta; Magnoliopsida; Zingiberales; Musaceae. Gene Ontology annotation, biological process: protein ubiquitination. Gene Ontology annotation, molecular function: protein binding; ubiquitin-protein transferase activity.